AUGAAGAUUAGGAUGAGGAGAGCCGAGGACUAUGCAUCUGAUAGUGCUGCUGGUGAUUCUGAUGACAAUUUGAAGAUUCUAUUGAUCUCACGUUCGACAACAAGCAUGGACAAGGACACGCGGGCAUGGAAAUCGUACGAGAGAGAAGGCCAAGAUGGAAAGAAGGAAGGAGGCUUUAAGAGAGUUUAUUUGAAUCAAGAGGGAGCCCCUGGUUCUCGGCGUGGAUCUCUGGUUUCUCUGACAGGUGCUGAUGCCCAUGCAGACCGUGAGUACAUCCAGGCUGCUGCUUUGCUGAGUCAAUCAGCUCUUUAUCCCAAGGAGCUUGUGAAUGAGCAUCCAGUUGGACCAGCUAUGGUCCACCCAUUGAAACUGCAGCUAAAGGACCAAGCUGGAGAGAUCUUUCCGAACCAGGACUCAAGCCUGCCUUGGCUGUUGGGGUGGGACUUCAAAAACUUCAGCAGCGAGGUUUCGUCUCAACCAUCCUCUCACGCAAAGAAUGGCUUUAGAGAAGAAACUAUCAAAUCCAAUGAGAGAGAUCGAGGUCCGAAGUUGGUCCUAAACAUCUCCGUCGGUGAAAGUGGAGAUCGUCUCACUCGUGCCGCCAAGGUGCUUGAGCGGCUUAGUGGUCAAAGCCUAGUCUUCUCCAAGGCUAGGUAUACCGUUAGAUCUUUUGGGAUCGGGCGUAACGAGAAGAUUGCUUGCUAUGUGAUCGUGAGGGGAGACAAGGCUAUACGAUUCUGCUGA
This is a messenger RNA of Dovyalis caffra, 744 nucleotides long. The record is from the annotation of a GenBank genome assembly. Lineage: Eukaryota; Viridiplantae; Streptophyta; Magnoliopsida; Malpighiales; Salicaceae.